Molecule: messenger RNA, 516 nt
Organism: Gregarina niphandrodes
Lineage: Eukaryota; Apicomplexa; Conoidasida; Eugregarinorida; Gregarinidae
Exons: 1
Coding region: 1-516 (171 amino acids)
Source: RefSeq, a predicted model, not a curated record
AUGGAACCCCCGGCGCCAAGUGGGAUGAUACUUGAGUACUUGCGUGUUCGUGUCCGUGCCUUGAUCGGUUCGCCGCAGUCCCACCAACUCGACGAACGCAUGUGCGAAGCCAGCCUUAAGUUCCGCGUCCUUCAAGUGACAAAUAUCACCCAAGCAAAACUUCAUGUUUGCGAUUCUCAAACUGUCUCCAACACCACUGCCGUACCCAACACCACUGCCGUACCCAACACCACUGCCGUACCCAACACCACUGCCGUACCCAACACCACUGCCGUACCCUGGACCUUCAACUGGAUGGAAGACGAAGAUCAAACAACCAUCUUCGUCCCCAAUGCCGUUUACGCCUUCAGCCCCGGCGAUACUUGGUUCAUCGUCAAGGGCCAUCAGUCCUGCACCUCACUCGCCUUCUACAACCUUCAACUUGUCUUUAAUCUUGACAACCUUCAAACUUCAAACGCGCACUUCUGGCCCAAGUGGUGGUGGCUAAUCACCCUCGCAAGCCUCACUCCACUCUAA